GGUCUUUUACCACCACUUACUGUAUCGUUCCGACUCCCAAUCUCUUUUUCAACUGAAUUGCAUCGUGGUGACAUCUAUUUGAAUUCCCAAUAUGAACGUGAGCGCUGUGGUGAAGAAUUCAGUAUCUGGAACACAGAAACGAUAUGAGAGUCGGCUGCAGGGCCACAAUAAUGAGGCUCAGGAAGACGCCCAUUGUGGGGGUACCAUGAGGUUCAUCAAAAGGUCGUGACCCUGUCAUUCUCAGGUGGUUUACCUGAGUUCCCAGCAACGCAGCUUGUUCCUCAUCAUCAACGAUGUCGAGCAGCGGCUCCAUCGUCGUUCCUUCCAGCAAAAAACGCGGCCCAGUGUCUCUCAAAGGCAAGGCUCUCGCAAAAGGAGUCUUGUUGACGUCCGGCACGUCCAGCACGUCAGCUCCGUCCAAACGCGGUCAGCGUAAGGCUCAGCUAUCUGUGAACACCAAUCUCGCUUCAUACGACCGAAAGGAUCCGUUCCAAGCUUUCAAUAUCCUUCUGAAGCUCAUUGGUUCCCUAUCUUCUCGUGUUGGAGGUUGCCAAUACAAAUUCUCCCCAGAAGAACACAAACUCUCUAUCCAUCUUCUGGGAAUCGUCGAGCCCUUCAUUGGGUCCUCGGCACCCUCUCGUCGUACUCUCAUCACACGCCAACCAACCGAAAUUCUCGACGCUAUCGCUUUCCAGGUUGAAUCACGAGAAGAUCUUCGAAAUCUCGCCUUAUCUUGCCAUCGCAUGCACAGCAUCGUCGCUCCUAGACACAUCGAGUACCGCAUCAUCCGCUCAAAAGUCAGCUCUAUUUCAUUAUGGAACCAUCUUAUCGUCAACCGUUCCUUGGCAAAGAAUGUUCGAAGGUUGGAAGUUAUGGAUGAACGAUCUUCUCAACGGGAGAUUAUCCCGAAUGGCAUUACCGCUAGCGAUACGGAUCUGGAAUCGACUGACGAUGAGAUUGGAGUUCGAGGGAUUCAUUUGAAGCAGGAGAAGUUUCUGGUCGGAGCGUUGAAUCGGAUGAUGUAUCUUAUCCAGUUUGUUUGGAACUCGAACCAUUCGCCGAUUUCGAUUGAUAGGGUUUGGCCGACAUUGUUGAAUACUCCUAGUUUGCGUGACAUCGAAAUCAAUGACAAUCUGGUGUUUUCGCCGUUGGCUACAGUUGAAGAAUCAGACGAGUCGGAUGAGGAGGGGUCUGUAUCUGUUAGUCGUGGGAAUGCAGAACAGCAAAGAAAAGAGCUUCCGGCUCUCAAGACUGUGGCAUUACGCUCAACUCGACACGUAUAUGGUUCUACCAAGCAUCCUGAACUGACGAGAGCCAAAGGUCUCCUCAAUAGCUGUCCAAACCUCGAGAACCUAGAAAUCACAUACACCCCUGCUCGUUCUCAGGCUGGACUCGUACCAGCAGCGGCCCACCUACUACCAGCGGAAGAGUUCCUACUGGUCGGACGAUGGCCACAACUUCGCUCGUUAUCUCUCACAAACCUUCGGUGCACCUCGCUUACGGGUCUUGACCCCACAUCCUUAUUCAUCCUCGCCCACCUCAACUUAGAGAUCUUACAUCUCGAUGUCGUACCUCGAAUGACCCAACCGGUGCUUCCUCCAAAUGCCUUACCAAGACUGAGGGAGGUCAAAGCGUGUAAAGAGAUUGUCGGAGCGAUCUUAGAGUGUCCUUACGAGGAAGGGAGUGCUAGGCCACUGGAGGUUAUCAAAGGCAUCUGCCUCUCCCGUUCCACCGCUUCCCCGAUGCACUUGAACAACCCCAACGUCCUCUUCCUCGACCGUCUUAAACGCUUUGGAGGCGAUACCUUAAAACGAAUCGAGUUAGUUGGGUGGAGCGAGAUGGAGGAUAUCAAACGAUUAGUUGAUUCUGCUCCGAAACUGGUUUGGUUGGAUAUUGGAAAACGGAAUCCGAAUCCGUCGUCUUCUGGUACUACUAGUGUUGGCGUUAUUGCUCAUUCGCAAGUUGUCGAUUGGGCAAUGUUACUUUCGGGGUUACCUGAUUUGACGACGUUCCAUGGGGUCAAAUUCUUUUAUGAAGUUUCUUCUUCUAUGGGUGCAUCUGCGUCUGCUGCGGAUAAGUCGAGGAUUCGGAAGAACGAUGAGAGUGCGAGUGUGUUGACGUGGAAGUGUCCUAAGUUGCGGAGGGUAGAUUGUUGGGAUGAGGGUCCGAGCUUGAAGGUUGUGGUGUUGAUUAAGGAGGGGAGGGACGUUAGGUGGGAAGUUAGAAGGGUUAGGGGAUGAAAAGACGACCGUCCGGGUGUGCGUGUACAUGGAUGAGGGGUUACGCCUACCGGCUAUGUCCACCGCUCGCUAUCAUUAUGAACCUCCGUCUCGUUAUCCAAUCACUUGAAGGGACCUGCUUGUCUACCGUUACCCUCUAUGUACUUCUCGUUGUCCUGCUACCUCUGGUUAUCCCCUGUGCGACCGUAUUAUGGAAUUCUACCGAUUAUUGGCAUCC
Molecule: messenger RNA, 2457 nt
Organism: Marasmius oreades (fairy-ring Marasmius)
Lineage: Eukaryota; Fungi; Basidiomycota; Agaricomycetes; Agaricales; Marasmiaceae
Exons: 5
Coding region: 294-2240 (648 amino acids)
Source: RefSeq, a predicted model, not a curated record